ACGAGAACUUCAAGUAGUGGCAAAGCACGAACCUCCAUUAAAGUUAAGUUAGCAUCACAAUCCAACUCUAUAUCACGCAAAAUCUUUACCUUCAUUCCCCGUUACUCCCAACUUUCCUUCAUAUCAAUAAACCAAGUUCGCAAAAUCACAAGUUUCGCUCGCACCAACAUCAAAACGACACCGCCAGUGUAACCCUUCGUCGUCGUUUAACGCUUUCGAAGCUUCGUUCUGAGAUCGAUGGAGUUCGACCCGAUCCCGUUCGGUUCGUGCUCCAAAGAGUACCAGUCAAUCUACCAGGACUGGUUCAAUUUUGCUGAUUCAGAUAACGAUGGUCGCAUUACUGGGAAUGAUGCCACCAAGUUUUUCGCCAUGUCCAACUUGUCUCGCCAAGAUCUUAAGCAGGUGUGGGCUAUUGCAGAUUCAAGACGACAAGGAUAUCUUGGUUUCCAAGAGUUUAUAAUUGCUAUGCAGGUAGUUUCUUUGGCACAAUCUGGGCACCCUGUAACACAUGAUCUGCUGAGUAGUGAUGUUGAUUUGAAAAAUCUGAAACCUCCCACAAUGGAGGGUUUGGAUGCAUUACUAGCUAAGAAAAAGCAUAAACAAAAAGAUGUAGAUGUAAAUGGUAGUUCUCAAUUGCAGCCAUCACCAUCAAGUAAUUGGUUUUCUUCGAAGUCAACCAAAAAGGUUCCCCUUUCCUCCGUGACAUCAAUAAUUGACGGCUUGAAGAGACUCUACAUUCAGAAAUUGAAGCCAUUAGAAGUUACUUACCGUUUUAAUGAUUUUGUAUCCCCAUUAUUGACAAAUAGUGAUUUUGAUGCCAAACCAAUGGUUAUGCUUUUGGGUCAGUACUCAACCGGUAAAACAACAUUUAUCAAACAUCUGCUUAAAAGUAGUUAUCCAGGAGCACAUAUUGGACCUGAGCCUACAACUGAUAGGUUUGUUGUUGUUAUGUCUGGACCUGAUGAGAGAAGUGUUCCUGGAAAUACUGUUGCUGUCCAAGCAGACAUGCCAUUUAGUGGUCUUACAACUUUUGGCACAGCCUUUUUGUCAAAGUUUGAGUGUUCACAAAUGCCUCAUCCUCUACUGGAGCACAUUACAUUUGUGGACAGUCCUGGAGUUCUAUCUGGAGAAAAGCAACGGACACAAAGAGCAUAUGACUUUACGGGUGUAACGUCUUGGUUUGCUUCUAAGUGUGAUUUGAUACUCCUUCUCUUUGAUCCUCACAAACUUGAUAUCAGUGAUGAGUUCAAUCGUGUGAUAUCAUCCUUACGGGGGCAUGAUGAUAAAAUUCGAGUGGUUUUGAACAAGGCAGACCAAGUUGAUACUCAACAACUGAUGAGGGUUUAUGGAGCUUUAAUGUGGUCACUUGGGAAGGUGCUGAAUACACCUGAAGUCAGUCGUGUGUAUAUUGGCUCCUUCAACGACAAACCUGUAAAUGAUGCUGUCAGUGGUCCAAUUGGUAAGGAACUCUUUGAAAAAGAACAGGAAGACCUUCUUUCAGAUCUGAAAGAUAUACCAAAAGCCGCUUGUGAUCGAAGAAUCAAUGAAUUUGUAAAACGAGCACGAGCAGCCAAGAUUCACGCUUACAUUAUCAGUCAUCUUAAAAAGGAGAUGCCUGCAAUGAUGGGCAAAGCUAAAGCACAGCAAAAGCUCAUUGAUAAUUUGGCAGGUGAAUUUGGAAAGGUACAAAGAGAGUUCCAUUUGCCUCCUGGUGACUUCCCAAAUCUGGAGCAUUUCAGGGAGGUCUUGGGUGGUUACAAUUUUGACAAGUUUGAGAAAUUGAAACCAAAAAUGGUACAAGCAGUUGAUGACAUGCUAGCUUACGACAUUCCUAACCUCUUGAAGAACUUCAGGAAUCCCUAUGACUAAAACUAUGUGCCCUUGAACCAGUGACAUUAUUAGUAGACUAGCUCGAGUACUUUGUAGCAUAACAUUUUACAGGGUUCUUAUGUAAUGUGUGCCAUUCUGUGCCUGUUCUUCUAUAGUAGGGAGCUUUAUCGUUCAAUAUCUUUAUUUUGUAUUCAUUUACAUUUUUACACCAAUAAUAAAGUGUCAAGACAUAAAAUAAUAGGAUAUCAGAA
Lotus japonicus is the source of this 2081-nucleotide messenger RNA. RefSeq names its product EH domain-containing protein 1. Gene Ontology annotation, biological process: endocytosis; endosomal transport. Gene Ontology annotation, molecular function: calcium ion binding; protein binding; GTP binding. Bases 238 to 1869 code for a protein of 543 amino acids. Gene Ontology annotation, cellular component: cytoplasm; intracellular membrane-bounded organelle; plasma membrane. NCBI's taxonomy places the organism in Eukaryota, Viridiplantae, Streptophyta, Magnoliopsida, Fabales, Fabaceae. The transcript has 16 exons. The record is from RefSeq and is a predicted model, not a curated record.